CUAUCACAAUUCACAACUCAUAAUUCCACCGAAAUUCAAUACCAAAAAACCAGCACAUACAUACCUUCUUCACCAUUCAUAAUUCUUCCUAUAAAACUCCCCUUUUCAUCCUUUUCACACCUCUGCCUCCCCUCAAUUUCCUCUAGUCUUGAUCAACCUUAACCCGAAAAUGCGAGAAAUUCUUCAUAUCCAAGGUGGCCAAUGUGGCAACCAAAUCGGAGCCAAGUUUUGGGAGGUGGUCUGUGCUGAACAUGGCAUCGAUCCUACCGGUAGGUGCAAUGGGGACAUUAGUGAUCUUCAGCUUGACAGGAUCAAUGUUUAUUUCAAUGAGGCCAGAGGUGGCAGGUACGUGCCAAGGGCGGUUCUUAUGGAUCUCGAGCCUGGAACCAUGGAUAGUGUCAGGUCUGGUCCGCAUGGUCAGAUAUUUCGACCUGAUAAUUUUGUUUUUGGUCAAUCUGGUGCUGGAAACAAUUGGGCUAAAGGUCAUUAUACGGAAGGUGCUGAGUUGAUUGACUCUGUGCUCGACGUUGUUCGUAAAGAAGCGGAGAAUUGUGAUUGCUUGCAAGGAUUUCAGGUUUGUCACUCUUUAGGAGGAGGAACGGGGUCCGGCAUGGGGACUCUUUUGAUAUCGAAAAUCCGAGAGGAAUACCCCGAUCGAAUGAUGCUUACGUUCUCCGUUUUCCCUUCUCCUAAGGUUUCUGAUACGGUUGUUGAGCCUUAUAAUGCCACUCUUUCUGUUCAUCAGCUUGUUGAAAAUGCAGAUGAAUGUAUGGUUCUUGAUAAUGAAGCUCUGUAUGAUAUCUGCUUCCGCACCCUUAAACUCGCUACACCGAGCUUUGGUGAUUUGAACCAUUUGAUUUCUGCUACCAUGUCUGGAGUCACAUGCUGCUUGAGAUUCCCAGGUCAGCUGAACUCUGACCUGAGAAAGCUAGCCGUGAAUCUCAUCCCCUUCCCACGCCUCCAUUUCUUUAUGGUCGGGUUUGCUCCUCUAACCUCCCGUGGCUCCCAGCAAUACUCAGCCCUGACGGUUCCAGAACUCACCCAACAAAUGUGGGAUGCAAAGAACAUGAUGUGCGCAGCAGAUCCUCGCCACGGCCGCUAUCUUACAGCUUCAGCCAUGUUCAGAGGGAAAAUGAGCACCAAGGAAGUUGACGAGCAGAUGAUCAAUGUACAAAAUAAGAACUCAUCCUAUUUUGUCGAAUGGAUUCCCAACAAUGUCAAAUCGACUGUUUGUGAUAUCGCUCCGAUAGGCCUGAAAAUGGCGUCCACAUUUAUUGGGAACUCGACGUCAAUCCAAGAGAUGUUUCGCCGUGUGAGCGAACAGUUCACUGCCAUGUUCAGGAGGAAGGCUUUCUUGCAUUGGUAUACAGGGGAAGGCAUGGAUGAGAUGGAGUUCACAGAGGCAGAGAGCAAUAUGAAUGAUUUGGUUUCCGAAUAUCAGCAGUACCAAGAUGCAACAGCUGAUGAGGAUUAUGAGGAAGAGAAUGAAGAACAUGAUAUGUAAUCUUAAUCUGCAUUCUUUAGUCUUCAACUUUAAGGAAACACUCUAAUAUUCAGAAAUUAUAAAUUUUGCAA
Molecule: messenger RNA, 1575 nt
Organism: Mercurialis annua (annual mercury)
Lineage: Eukaryota; Viridiplantae; Streptophyta; Magnoliopsida; Malpighiales; Euphorbiaceae
Product: tubulin beta chain-like
Exons: 3
Coding region: 170-1504 (444 amino acids)
Biological process (GO): microtubule cytoskeleton organization; mitotic cell cycle
Cellular component (GO): cytoplasm; microtubule
Molecular function (GO): structural constituent of cytoskeleton; GTP binding; GTPase activity
Source: RefSeq, a predicted model, not a curated record